Molecule: messenger RNA, 2493 nt
Organism: Colossoma macropomum (tambaqui)
Lineage: Eukaryota; Metazoa; Chordata; Actinopteri; Characiformes; Serrasalmidae
Product: adhesion G-protein coupled receptor G2-like
Exons: 24
Coding region: 100-2493 (797 amino acids)
Biological process (GO): adenylate cyclase-activating G protein-coupled receptor signaling pathway; cell surface receptor signaling pathway
Cellular component (GO): membrane
Molecular function (GO): G protein-coupled receptor activity
Source: RefSeq, a predicted model, not a curated record
AGCAUCUGUUACAGCAGAUACAAUCGAAAACUACUCACAUCACUGAGAAGACCAACUUCAUCUGAUCAGCUGUAUUAAGUGAAAUUCAGUGAACUGAAGAUGAAGUGGACGGCUGGUGUGAAGUUUGGGCCGUCCAGAUCAGUCGUGGUUCUGGCUGUGAUUUUGGGAUUGCCUACACUGAGUCUUUGUAAAAGCUGUGAACUUAGCAAAACAUGCACAAGUAUUGUCGUGAUUGAUGGUGACUACACCGGACCAAUGGAGAUGCCAAACAGCACUUGUCCAAAUAACUCUGGGUCAUCAUUCAGUGACACAGUCUGUUUUUUUUCAUUUAACACAUUAGGAGACCUACGACAAGAGCUUGCUGAGGCACUGAAAAACAGUUCCACAUCCUACACAACACCUACACUAACAGUUUCCACGGCCAAGACAACAACAAAAAAUGGAAACCAAGGAAAAGGAGGGAAUUGGUGGUCUCAGAUUUGGUCUUGGUUGUGGAGAUCAGGAUCCCAGAAUAAUUCCCCUCAAACAUUAGUCCUGGAUGGGUCCAACACAACUGACGAGUACUCAGCUCGCAUAAUUAAGAUCCUGGAAGAGAUUAACAGUGCAGACAAAGUAAACAACUGUACAUAUGAAGACAUUGGUAUGUGGUUAUUAAAGAUAAACAGCACAUACCAUCUUAGAAUAACCAGAGAUGAAGAAAUCAGACCCAAGGCACAAAUUUGCUUCGUGAAGGGGAAAUGUAACAACACCUGGCAACAGAGGAUAGGAAAAAAGUUUAUACAAUGUGUGGGACCUAAUAAAACCUGUCAAACGGGAGGCUGUAAUGUUACCUGCCUGGAUCCCACCACAUUUUGCAACAACGCUGAAUACACUACCAACUGUGAAAGUUGCACUGCAAAUGAUGACAUCAUUGAUUUUAAAGAUACAGCACCAGUUUGUUCAAAAAUUGGGACACCUGUGCGACAACCAGAUCUACAGUUAGAGAUGAAUAGUACAGCCAUCCCCACAGGAACAGCGUCUGAAGCGAUCAAGAGUAUAACCUCCGGCGUUCUGAAAAUGAUGGGAGACAAGACCACCGCGUCUGUGACCGUGGGAGACGCGCAGGGUGUUUUUGUGAAGCCUAAAGAUCGGACUAAGUUGGAAGCCGUCUCGUUCAUCUACUCUGAAGAAACAAACCUCAGCAUCAUCGAAGAUACGAGUCAAACUGAAAAGUAUCCCACGGUGAUCUCGAUACCGAAGGAGGCUUUCGAAAAAGCAGCCAACAUAGACAACAUCACACUGUUCACAUCUGUGUUCAGAUUCCCCAACUUCACAAAGGAUGUGAAAAACAGCACAGUUCUGAAUAAUGAAGUCUAUUCUAUUGAUAUGGGAACAGAAAUCGUCAACCUGAUUAACACAAUUAACCUCAUCUUCAGGAGUGUGAAAAAGCAGAAAGAUGUCACUCCUCACUGUCACUCUUGGGAUGGAAAUGGGUCCCUGCCAAACUGGAUCACUGAUGGAUGCAGCACCACUGAAACUGGUGACACUGUAACCUGUGAAUGUGUACACUUGACCUUCUUCGCCGUGCUGAUGGCGCCCGACCCAACUGAAACCAUAUCCAGCACAGACCUAAGCAACCUCACCUACAUCACCUCCAUCGGCUGCGGACUGUCCAUCUUCUUCCUGGGCGUGGCCCUCUUCAUGCACUUCCUGUUAAGGAGAUCGAGACAGAGCGAUUCAGUGCACAUCCUCAUAAACCUGUUUGUGGCGCUGGUCCUGCUGAAUCUGACCUUCCUGACCAACGAGUACGUGGCGAACACGGGGAACCUAAUAGGCUGUAAGCUGAUGGCGGGCUUCAUGCACUACUGCCUGCUGACCAGCUUCACGUGGUUCGGUCUGGAGGCUCUCCACCUCUGUCUGCAGCUGGGCAGAAACUCCACACCUAUCAAACACUACCUCACCAAGAUCUGCAUCGCCGGCUGGGCUCCUCCUGCGGUUGUUGUCACCGUCGUCUUCUGUUUGCAAAAAUACAACCAACUAGUCAUUCAUGCUGACGACGGAAAGGAUGUGAAAAUGUGCUGGAUCACAGACUCUGCUGUCCAUUACGUGGUGAACAUCGGCUACUACUCCAUAAUCUUCACCUUCACCUUCACUACCUUUGUCGUCAUGCUGCGAUGGAUCUUCCUCCUCAAAGGCGCCACCUCGAAUCGCCAUGAACGACUCGCAGGCUCUGGUAAGCACAAAGGGACGGGCACCUCUGACGCCCUGACUGUAAUGGGCCUGUGCUGCACUCUCGGACUCACCUGGGGCUUCGCCUUCUUCGCCUACGGAGCCCUGCGCCUCCCGUCCUACUACAUCUUCACCAUCCUCAACUCCUUCCAAGGAUUCUUCCUGUUCAUUUAUUAUUACAAGACUAGCAAGUUUGUGGGGGACCAGAUGACCUCAGAGAAGACCAGCACUGCCACGGAGGCCACCAGCGUGGAGAACCCGUACGAGAGGCCGAAACCGCUUUAA